AUGUUGCGUAAUAUCAUUAGGUUUAAGGGAUUCAGAAAAGUGAUCAAUGGAGGAUUCUCAAAGCCUUCGUUAUCUAGUGUCAAGUUAACGCGGCGUUACAACUACAACAACGGUCCUUCAUAUCGUCGAUUUGACAACGGGGACUAUUCCCAAAAAUCAUCAUUCAAGAAUUUUCUUCUCGACAAGUCAUCAAGAAAAUACUUGGCCAUAUUAUUCGGUGGUUGUUCCUUGUUUUAUUUCACGCAUUUGGAUAGAGCACCAGUAAGCGACAGGUCCAGAUUCAUCUGGGUAUCGCGUCCAUUAGAGUUGACUAUCGGAAAUUACACAUAUAAGGCAACUUGGAGACAAACUCAGCAGGCAAUCUUACCUUCACAUCAUCCGUUGUCCAUUAAAAUUGAGAACAUUUUUAUGAAGAUCGUCGAAGCUGCUUACAAGGACCCUAGCGUAGACAACUCAUUGCUGGAUGGAAUCAAGUGGGAAAUACAUGUGGUCAAUGAUCCAACUGCCUCACCAAAUGCAUUUGUUUUACCAGGGGGGAAGGUGUUCGUAUUCAGUUCUAUUUUACCCAUUUGUGCUAAUGACGAUGGGAUUGCCACUGUCUUAGCUCACGAAUUUGCUCACCAACUGGCAAGACACACUGCUGAAAACUUAUCGAAAGCUCCGAUAUAUUCUCUAUUAGGCUUGGUAUUAUAUACUGUUACCGGAGCUAAUGUCAUCAAUAAUCUGCUAUUGGAUGGAUUUUUGCGAAUGCCAGCAUCAAGACAGAUGGAGACCGAAGCUGACUACAUCGGUUUAAUGAUAAUGUCAAGGGCAUGUUUUCAACCACGAGAAUCUAUAAAAGUGUGGGAAAGAAUGGCAAACUUUGAGAAGCAACUGAACGGGGGCGAAGUUGUAAAUAUGGAGUUCUUAAGUACACAUCCAGCAAGCACUCGUAGAAUAGAAAAUAUGGCGAAAUGGUUGCCACAAGCUAGUGAAAUAUAUGAACAGUCCGACUGUGGCAGUAUGGGGAACUAUUAUAAAAGUUUCUUUUCCAUAUAG
This is a messenger RNA of Saccharomyces mikatae IFO 1815, 1038 nucleotides long. It is a transcript of the gene OMA1, whose product is annotated as metalloendopeptidase. Gene Ontology annotation, biological process: protein quality control for misfolded or incompletely synthesized proteins; mitochondrial protein processing. NCBI's taxonomy places the organism in Eukaryota, Fungi, Ascomycota, Saccharomycetes, Saccharomycetales, Saccharomycetaceae. The transcript has a single exon. The record is from RefSeq and is a predicted model, not a curated record. Gene Ontology annotation, cellular component: mitochondrial inner membrane. Gene Ontology annotation, molecular function: metalloendopeptidase activity. The coding region runs from base 1 to 1038 and encodes 345 amino acids.